AUGGAUUUUGAGAAUCAGUCCGUGAUCAAAAUUCAAACGCUCACUCAAGAAACCUUGACGGUGUUCACUUCAUCGAAAUCUAACAGUUCAUUUAGACCAAAAAUCUUAAUCAAGAUGCAAGAAAACAACUAUCUACUAUGGAAUCAACAAGUUGAAGGAGUCUUCCUUGCACAGAAAAUGAACAAACUUGUUGUCAACCCACAAAUUCCUCAAAAGUUCAAGACUCCUCAAGAUCGUCUCUCAGGUGUGUUUUCUAAUGAGUAUGAAUCUUGGAUCGCUCAAGAUCAUACUGUGUUCAUAUGGCUCUUAUCCACCAUCUCUGAGUCUGUGCUACCUCACGUUCUUGCGUGUAAACACGCAUUUGAAGUUUGGGAUAAGAUUCACUAG
This is a messenger RNA of Vicia faba (fava bean), 387 nucleotides long. The record is from the annotation of a GenBank genome assembly. NCBI's taxonomy places the organism in Eukaryota, Viridiplantae, Streptophyta, Magnoliopsida, Fabales, Fabaceae.